CUAGCUUGUGUGUAGCCGCAGCGUUGUCUAGGCGGAGCUGUCAUCCUUGUUAGCUGCCCCGUUAGCUGCUGUUGUGUUUUGUCAUGACAACCAGUCCCGUUAGAAAAUAGUGCAGCUGACGGCUUCAUUCGUUCACGGUUCCACCUUGGGAGCGGACAGAAGUCUGGGCGGACAGCGGAACAGUGAGAUGAAAUGACAACGUCAACAUUACAGAAAGCGAUUGAUCUUGUCACCAAAGCCACAGAGGAGGACAAGGCCAAGAAUUAUGAGGAGGCCCUGCGCCUGUACCAGCAUGCCGUGGAGUAUUUCCUGCACGCCAUCAAAUAUGAGGCCCACAGUGACAAGGCGAAGGAGAGCAUACGAGCCAAGUGCAUGCAGUACCUGGACAGGGCGGAGAAACUCAAGGACUAUCUGAAGAACAAAGACAAGCAGGGGAAGAAGCCGGUCAAGGAGGCCCAGAGCAAUGACAAGAGCGACAGUGACAGCGAGGGUGAAAAUCCAGAGAAGAAGAAGCUGCAGGAGCAACUUAUGGGUGCCAUCGUUAUGGAGAAACCCAACGUGAGGUGGAACGAUGUGGCUGGACUGGAAGGAGCUAAAGAAGCUCUGAAGGAAGCCGUCAUCCUGCCCAUCAAAUUCCCUCACCUCUUCACAGGCAAAAGGACUCCGUGGAGAGGAAUCCUGCUCUUCGGCCCUCCAGGAACAGGGAAGUCGUACCUGGCCAAAGCCGUGGCCACCGAAGCCAACAACUCCACCUUCUUCUCCGUGUCGUCCUCAGACCUCAUGUCCAAGUGGCUGGGAGAGAGCGAGAAGCUGGUGAAGAACCUCUUCGAUUUGGCCCGUCAACACAAACCCUCCAUCAUCUUCAUCGAUGAGGUCGACUCUCUGUGCGGCUCCAGGAACGAGAACGAGAGCGAAGCCGCCCGACGCAUCAAGACCGAGUUCCUGGUCCAGAUGCAGGGUGUCGGAAACAACAACGAUGGGAUUCUGGUGCUGGGAGCCACCAACAUCCCCUGGGUGCUGGACGCCGCCAUCCGCAGAAGGUUUGAGAAGAGGAUCUACAUCCCUCUGCCAGAGGAACCGGCUCGGGCCCAGAUGUUCCGCCUCCACCUCGGUAACACUCCUCACAGCCUGAGUGAAGCCGACCUGCGGCAGCUCGCCAGGAAAACCGACGGAUACUCCGGAGCCGACAUCAGCAUCAUCGUCAGAGACGCCCUGAUGCAGCCGGUCAGGAAGGUCCAGUCGGCCACGCACUUCAAGAAGGUCCGUGGUCCGUCCAGAAGCAACAACCAGGUGAUGGUGGACGACCUGCUGACCCCGUGUUCUCCUGGAGACCCUGCAGCCAUAGAGAUGACCUGGAUGGACGUACCGAGCGACAAACUGCUGGAGCCCAUCGUCUGCAUGUCGGACAUGCUGCGCUCUCUGUCCACCACUCGUCCCACCGUCAACACUGAAGACCUGCUGAAGGUCAAGAAGUUCACAGAGGACUUUGGGAUGGAGGGAUGAAGCUCCUGCUCUCAGACGGGUCAAACUAACUCCUCCUCCUCCUCUUCAUCGUUGUCCUCAGCUUCAUCUCCUGGUUUUUACAGCCUGCAGUAGGACAGUAGAUCUUUGUCCACGAACUGAAGUUUGUCCCUCUGAGAGAACAUUCUGCUGCCGUCGAGCACUUUGAAGGACUGGAGGUGGGAUCUCCUGCCAGGCAUGCGAGUGGAAACGCGUCUCAGUGUUUUUAUUAAACGUGUGUGUCUUUAAUGUUCCCGUGGAAAACCUCCAGAGCCCCAAGAUUUAUUAUUUAAAGAGUCAGAGUGAAGCAGCCGGACGGAAACACGACGAAAAACAGCUUCAGUAAUCAUCAGACGUUUAGUUUAACGGCAGCUCAUCCAUUUCUGGAAACUUAUCAAAAACUAAAACACUAAAAAUCUAGACAGACUUAAGACUUUUUGAAUCAUUUGACUCAUUUUUAGUGAAUAAAAACUGACACCAGAUCAGUUUUACGUCCAUGCAGGUGUCUCAGUUUAAAAGACAAAAAAUGCAGAGAAACUUUGAGGAAUUUUCAUGCCAUUUAACAUUUUUUCUUGAGUUAUUUCAACAAUUUUCAAUGUUUUUUUGGACAUUUUUCAGUAAUUUGGUGGGUUUUUGUCACCGUUGAAAAUUUCAUUUAAUUUUGGAUGACUUUCAUGUCAUUUGACUGAUUUUUAAUUGAUUAAAAAAAACGUAUCCAGGUGUCAAUCAAAAGCUGAAAACUGCAGACAAAUUUCAACACUUUCAUUUUGGAGUAAUUUUCACAAUUUGUGAGUAAUUCGGUGCUUUUUUUUUUUUGGCCCUAUGAACAAAGGUGUGGAAAUUUGAGACACAUGGCAUUUAAUUUUGCACAACUUUCAUGUACUUUGAGUAAUUUUCAAUGGAGGAAAAACACAUUUGAGUUGUUAAAAACUGUAACCAGACCAGUUUUACGUCCAUCCAGGUGUGACACUCAAAGAAAAAAAAACAGACAAAUUUCCAGAGCUUUUGGAGAAAUGUGAGGAAUUUUGGAUAACUGUUUGGCCAUUUUUUAGACAGUUUUCACGUUAUUUUGAACUAUUUGAGUGUUUUGUCAUUGUGGAGAAAUCUGGACAAUUUGAUGGAUGAUAAACGACGUGGAUGGACGUCAAACCGAUCUGGUGUCAGUUUAACAGAACUCAAAGGUGUAUUUUUUGUCCAUCUAAAAUUUGCAAACGUGACCCAGAUUUCUCAAAAUUGGCCCAAAAUGUCUCACCAAGUGUUCAAAAUUGCAUUAAAUAGUCAAAGAAAGUAUUGAAAUGACUCGAGAAAUCUCCAAAAUGACAAAGAAUUUUGAAAAUUAUGUGAAAAUUAUCCAAGUUUUUGUCCGUAAACUGACACCUUGUGUGGAUGUAAAAUUAAUUUGCUUGUAGUUUUAAAACGGAACUCAAAUGUGUGUUUUAUCAUCAAAACAGUCAAAAUUAUGUGAAAGUCGUCCAAAUGAAAUGAAAAUCCGGCCACAAAGGACAAAAACUUGUUCAGUGGUGUGAAAAUUGUUCAGAAUGACCUGAAAGUCAUCUGAAAUUACACAAAUGGUGAUUUUGAAAGUUGUGAGCUGCUCUAAGAAUCUUAAAUUCAGUUUUUGCAUUUGAACAUGAGAUUCUUUUAGCUUGAAAACUGUUUUACACUAAAAAUCCUUGAAAAAAAAUCUACUGAAGUAACUAACUUCAACAGAAAUCAUUCAUUACCUUUAAAUUUCGUCUUCUCCAACGUCAAACUCACCGACUGUACAAAUGGCGCCACCUGCUGUUUUUCUCCUGACACUAACUGUAGUGAAGGAAAUGAGCAUUAAUUCACAUUUUCUUGGCUGUAGUUGGACUAACAGCGGCUCAUACACACCUGGUUGUGGAGAAUCGGUGCAUCCGUCUCUCUGCUGCUUCGCUCUGAUCGUCAUCAGUAUUUAUUAAACUUUUUGUUGUAACUAAAGAAACUCAGAACGUUUACUUGAAGCUUCACUCUGGUUUCAUGAAGGAGCACCAACCGCUGUUUAUGUUUUGUUUUUUUCUUUUGGGAGGCGAAUGAAGUGUCGUCGUGCCGUUUCGUGAGACGGUAAAGAAGGAAACAAUGCUGUGUUGUUGUGGUUUCGGUGGAGCUCAGUUCUUACCGUCCCUGUUGAGGGACUCGACCUGCCGCUGGCCAUGUAACCAUUACUAAUUUAACCCCGAUUAAUAAAAACUGACAUUUCAAACGAAAGGAAA
Messenger RNA from Acanthochromis polyacanthus (spiny chromis), 3734 nucleotides. It is a transcript of the gene vps4a, whose product is annotated as vacuolar protein sorting 4 homolog A. The record is from RefSeq and is a predicted model, not a curated record. Gene Ontology annotation, molecular function: ATP binding; ATP hydrolysis activity. Bases 193 to 1503 code for a protein of 436 amino acids. NCBI's taxonomy places the organism in Eukaryota, Metazoa, Chordata, Actinopteri, Pomacentridae. The transcript has 11 exons. Gene Ontology annotation, biological process: vacuole organization; endosomal transport.